Microthlaspi erraticum is the source of this 609-nucleotide messenger RNA. The record is from the annotation of a GenBank genome assembly. Lineage: Eukaryota; Viridiplantae; Streptophyta; Magnoliopsida; Brassicales; Brassicaceae.
AUGGCAUCUUCAUCAACGAACUCACCAUGCGCAGCCUGCAAAUUCCUCCGGCGAAAAUGCCAACCGGAAUGUGUAUUUGCGCCGUAUUUCCCACCGGACCAGCCACAAAAAUUCGCAAACGUUCACAAAGUCUUUGGAGCAAGCAACGUCACAAAGCUUCUCAACGAGCUUCACCCUUCGCAGCGUGAAGACGCAGUGAACUCAUUAGCCUACGAGGCCGACAUGCGUCUCCGUGAUCCAGUCUACGGCUGCGUCGGAGUCAUAUCUCUCCUCCAACAUCAGCUUCGUCAGCUUCAAAUCGAUCUCAGCUGCGCCAAAUCAGAGCUCUCUAAGUACCAAAGCAGCCUCGGUAUCCUCGCCGCCACACAUCAGAGCCUUGGCAUCAACUUACUCGCCGGAGCCACCGAUGGAACAACUACUGCGGCCGUGAGAGACCAUCACUAUCACCACCAUCAGUUUUUCCCUAGAGAACAGAUGUUUGGUGGGCUUGAUGUUCCCGGCGGUAACAACUACGACGGAGGGAUUCUGGCUAUUGGACAGAUCACUCAGUUUCAGCAGCCGAGAGCGGCUGCUGGAGAUGAUGGUCGCCGUACUGUUGAUCCGUCUUGA